ACCAUCUGGUUGUUCUUUUAUAUAGUCUUUUUGGUGUUGCUAUGAGAUUUUCCUGGCAACCAUGUUGGGAGAUCUGAAGAUUUUGACUGAUUCAUCAACUAGUUUCAUAAUAUGUAGCCAGAUCUAGUGUUCUCACGACGUCUUUCACAGAUUUGGAGCUGAAAAACGAGAGUCAAGUUGAAUGCAUUUCGACCCAGGCUAAUUCGUUUUUUCCCUUCUUGGCACAGAGGAUCUCCUCUACGAAUGUAAUGUCUGCACUUUGUGAAGCCACAGGAGCAGAUAUUACAGAAGUUUCCCAUGCUGUGGGGAAGGAUUCAAGAAUUGGUCCGAAGUUCUUGAAUGCUAGUGUUGGGUUUGGUGGAUCAUGCUUCAAGAAGGACAUCCUGAACCUGGUAUACAUCUGUCAGUGCAACGGCUUGCCUGAGGUUGCUAAUUAUUGGAAGCAGGUCAUCAAGAUCAAUGAAUACCAGAAGAGCCGGUUCGUUAACCGGGUAGUUUCGUCCAUGUUCAACACUGUUGCUGGUAAAAAAAUUGCGGUCCUCGGCUUUGCAUUCAAGAAAACACAGGAAACACCAGGGAGACACCUCUGCAGUGGCCUUCUUGGUGACAAGGCAAACGUCAGCAUCUAUGAUCCUCAAGUGACUGAGGAUCAGAUCCAAAGGGACCUUUCCAUGAAGAAAUUUGACUGGGACCAUCCAAUUCAUCUGCAGCCAAGAAGCCCCACUGCCGUCAAGCAGGUGAGUGUUGUGUGGGAUGCAUAUGAAGCAACAAAGGAUGCACAUGCCAUCUGCAUCUUAACUGAGUGGGAUGAGUUCAAGAACCUAGAUUACCAAAGGAUCUAUGAUAACAUGCAGAAGCUUGCAUUUGUGUUUGAUGGCCGAAAUGUUGUUGACACUGAGCACCUGAGGAACAUUGGUUUCAUAGUUUACUCAAUUGGCAAGCAGCUGGAUCCAUGGCUCAAGGACAUGCCUGUUAUGGCAUAGGCAGAGCAUGUAUGAAAAUGUUACAGUUUGUACUGCAUUUUCAUGUCUGCUUAUUUUGAAAUUUGAUGACAUAUC
Molecule: messenger RNA, 1058 nt
Organism: Nymphaea colorata (pocket water lily)
Lineage: Eukaryota; Viridiplantae; Streptophyta; Magnoliopsida; Nymphaeales; Nymphaeaceae
Product: UDP-glucose 6-dehydrogenase 3
Biological process (GO): glycosaminoglycan biosynthetic process
Cellular component (GO): nucleus; cytosol
Molecular function (GO): UDP-glucose 6-dehydrogenase activity; NAD binding
Source: RefSeq, a predicted model, not a curated record